AUGUUCAGGCAAAUCUGGAUCAACAAGCACCACAGCAACUAUCAACGUAUCCUUUGGAGAGAACAUCCUUCAGCUCCACUUCUACAUUACCAACUCUGCACUGUAACCUAUGGCACUGCAUGUGCACCAUUUCUGGCUGUACGGGUUCUUGAGCAACUGGCCAGAGACUACCAACAUUUGUAUCCAACUGAUGCGCGCAUUCUUCUUGAGGAUUUCUACGUUGAUGACGUUUUAACAGGAGAUGACACCGAGGAGAAGCUUCUACAAUACAAACAAGAACUAACCCAACUAAUGUCAUGUGCUCAACUCGAACUUGGAAAAUGGAUUUCCAACAGCAAGCGCGUUGUCGACCCUGAGACAACAAUCACAAACAACACAUCAUACAGUCCACUCGAAACUACGAACAAGGUUUUGGGAAUUCAUUGGCAACCGCACACGGACACAUUGCCAUACAAGGUAUCUUUGCCCAGCGAGGAAAAGAUUACAAAACGGCAAGUUUUAUCAGAUGUGUCUCGCCUUUUCGACCCACUUGGAUUGCUGGCUCCAGUGGUUAUACAAUUCAAAAUCCUGUUCCAACAACUUUGGGUUCUCAACUUAGACUGGGACAGCCCGCUACCGCUCAGCCUGGAAGAUUGGUAUUUCAAAUGCAAGCACGAUAUCAACACGCUCAAUAAACUUGAGGUUCCACGCUACAUUUGCAGCUCUACUGACACAAUUGAAUUGCACGCCUUCUCGGACGCAUCUAUAAAAGCCUACGCCGCUGCCGUUUACAGUAGAGUCGCUCUCCCUGAUGGUAACACACAGGUUACUCUUAUAGCUGCAAAGACUCGUGUUGCACCGCUCAAAACACAAUCACUUCCACGCCUUGAAUUGUGCGGCGCACUGCUACUAAGUCGACUUAUCAACUCAGUCAAAGCUGCACUGAAAAACUACAACGUCACUGUUUACGCCUGGUGCGACUCUACCAUUAUUUUGGCUUGGCUCUCGCACAUACCUGCCAAACUGAAGACUUUCGUCGCAAACCGCACUGCCGAAAUCCUCAGCAUCAUUCCACGAGAUCACUGGCAUCAUGUCAAAUUAGAUGACAAUCCUGCUGACUGCGCUUCAAGGGGCAUGCUAGCUGCUGACUUAGUAAACUACAGCCUAUGGUGGAAGGGGCCACACUGGCUAUACUCAACCGAAGCUGAAUGGGUAAAAACACCUAGCACUCCACAUUCUAGUUUUGUUUCAGAUGAACAAGUCCAGGCGGAAGUAAAAGGUUCUGCAUUCACAACAAUGAGAACAUACAACACUGAAACCUCACUAUUGGGCCAACUGAUCGACCGUGUCUCCUCGUGGCCAAGGGUACUUCGUAUUCUCGCCUACGUUCUCAAGUUCAUCCGACGCAAUCGCAGAAAAUCCAACACCGCUACGCUGAUAUUUGAGGAAAUCCAUGACGCACAGAUCCUGUACCUGCGCCAUGCCCAAGACGAAUUCCAAGCUGACUAUAAACGACUCCUCAACCAUCAAGAUUUGGGACAACAAAUUCAAACAUGGACUCCGGCGAGUGGGCCGCUUAGCUAA
This is a messenger RNA of Drosophila ananassae, 1563 nucleotides long. RefSeq lists its product as uncharacterized. The coding region runs from base 1 to 1563 and encodes 520 amino acids. The transcript has a single exon. NCBI's taxonomy places the organism in Eukaryota, Metazoa, Arthropoda, Insecta, Diptera, Drosophilidae. The record is from RefSeq and is a predicted model, not a curated record.